This is a messenger RNA of Colletotrichum navitas, 3285 nucleotides long. RefSeq lists its product as uncharacterized. The record is from RefSeq and is a predicted model, not a curated record. NCBI's taxonomy places the organism in Eukaryota, Fungi, Ascomycota, Sordariomycetes, Glomerellales, Glomerellaceae. The transcript is spliced from 4 exons. Bases 330 to 2954 code for a protein of 874 amino acids.
GCCAAUGCCAUUUGCCCUCGCCUUUACCGACCCCGACCCCGACUUGCUUCAACAUUCCCGCAUCCGACCAUUAGCCAAUUCUACUCUUCCCCUUGGACAAUAUCUUCACACAUCUCUACUCCCCGUCGUACCGACGCGACCUUUGCUCGAGCUUUUACGAUCCGAUGCAUCUUACUUGCGACUAAUAUUUGCUCCCUGCGAUCGACGCGUUCGUUCGUUCGUCCUGUGCACAUCUAUUUGCGCCACCGUUUCGCGCUCCCGAUCGCGACCAGCUUCACUCCGACCGGAACUCGACAUUUGUAGCCACCGUAACCACGGAUCAGCCCAUCAUGACCGAUAACCUGGCCUUUGAGGGCUUGGUCCCGAGCGAAUACUUCACAUACGAGGGCCGCCUGAGCUCUUUCCACCAGGUCUAUCCUGCGCCGAAGCGCCGCCAGUCUGGCGCUAUCAAGGGCGGCAAGAACUUGACUUGGCCGCACAUGAAAUAUCUCGUGCCUGGAGAACUCGCGAAAGCAGGCUUCGUUUGGCGACCGUUUCCCGAUAACCCCGAUAACGUCGCAUGCUUCCUCUGCAACAAAUCUCUUGAUGGCUGGGAAGAAGGCGACAGGCCCCUUGAGGAGCAUCUUAAGCACUCUCCCAAUUGCGGCUGGGCCAUUGUUGCAGGCAUCGAGGCCAACAUCAACGACCUGGCGACCGAGGACCCGGCCAGCACCCGGAUGGUUGAGGCCAGGAAGGCGACCUUUGACGGACGGUGGCCCCACGAAGGAAAGAGAGGCUGGAAAAACAAGAUCAAGCAGCUCGCCGAGGCAGGCUGGAAGUACACCCCUUCCAUUGAAUACAACGACAUGACGACAUGCACUUAUUGCGAGCUUGCCUUGGACGGUUGGGAACAAAACGACAAGCCAAUGGACGAGCACUUCAACCGAUCACCCUCCUGCCCGUACUUCGCCCUGGUGGAUCAAUACGCCGCCACACGGAAGCCCAAGGGCAAGGGAGCUAGAGGCUCCAAGACAGCAUCGAGGCUCUCUGUGCAGUCCGUAGCGACAGCAGCUUCUGACAUCACGUCGAUGACUGAUGUUCCCGCCGAAUACGACGACAGCGUUCUGACGACAACGUCCACCAUGGGCGGCAAGAAGGGUGCUCGCGCCAAGAAGGCCUCGGCAGCCACCAAGGGCCGGAAGACCAAGGCCAAGAAGGACGAGCCUGUCGAGGUAGUUGAAGACGAAGCGAUGCCGCAAGAGGAGGUGCCCCCUCCACCUAAACCAGCACGAGGACGCAAGCGGACAAGUGACGAGGUGGACGAGUCUGCGCUCACCGUCUCUGAGGCACCCGCUCCAAAGAAGCGCACGGCCCGCGGUCGAGGUAAAGCCACUGCUGACAACUCAAUGGUCGAGCAAUCACAACAAGAUAUCAGCAUUGCAGAUGCACCACAGCAGCCGGCGAAGGCGCCCAAAGGCCGGAAAACUGCCAACGCGUCCGGAACCAAGGGAACACGUAAAGCCUCAGGGACGUCACAGAGAUCAACAGCCUCGGUCGUGUCUUCGCGAGGCGCUCCCGGCGCUUUUCCCGAGGACGAUGACGAGAUCACCCGGCAGCUAGAGGCCGAUCUCGAGCGUCCGUUGACCGACGACGAGGACAUCAUGCAAGAUUCCGACUCUGAACGGAGCAAGGUACCCGCACCAAAGUCAAAGGCAAAGAAGAGCCGCGCCGGCUCCGGUGCUGCCGCCAGCCCUGAGCUUUCGGAAACCCGUGAAAUGUUCGAUGCCGAGCCGUACGUCGCGAAUGAGGACGACGUGGAUGAAGAAAUGAAGCAGCUUGAGGCCGAGAUGACGGUUGAUGAGUCCGAGGUGGUCGAAGUGCCAAAGAAGGGACGUAAGGCCGCGGGAACCCGCAAGGUGUCCAAACAGACCAAGGCGCAGAAAGCCAAGGCUGUGAAGGCCCCCGUUGAAGAGGUUGAGCCGGAAGUGCCCGCUGAGCCGGCCCAAACGGAGGAUGCUGCUGCUGCCAUGGAGGAAGACGAGCUUAGCACUACCACCGUUAUCACGAAGCCUGCCCGUACGAGCACAGGCAAGAAGCGCGGUCGCCCCUCGAAGGCAUCUCUCGCCUCGCGUGCUUCUUUGGAAAAUGUUGGCAAGGCCAAAGAGGUUGAGGUUGUUGAACCCGAGGCUGAGGUUCAAGCUGAAGCGAAAGCUGAGGAUGAAACAGCGUCUGCGGACACCUCGGUGCGUCAGUCGUUUGCUUCUGCAAGGCAAACGCCGGCACCUGCCGACCAGCGAGACGAAUUGGGAGAUGAACCUGAGGAGGUCCAAGAGGAACUUGAAGAAAAAGAAGAAGAGCGCGAACCAGAAGUGGAGCAAGAGGUCGAAUCCGAACCCGAGCCGGAGCCCACGCCAAGAAGCGCUCCAAAGGAGAGCUCGCCGGCGCCUCCUUCGUCACCCGUCGUCACAUCUUCGGCUCGUCACAGUCUUCAGCACCAACAUGGGACGCCUCGCAUUUCGCCUGCCCAGUCUGCUCGGCAAGCGGCGGUCUCACCUUCGCCUUCUCCUCAAUCGUCGGAUGCCGAGAACCAGCCUCCUUCGUCGAGGCCUUCUUCCACUUCACAGAAACGGGUGACACACGCACUCGUUUCAUCCACUCCGGCACGGCCAAGCUCCCCGUGUAAACGGAAGGCUUUGGCUAGCCUCCAGAGCGCAACGCCUUGGAACCCGGUCGAUAUUGACCUCAUCUUCGGAUCUCCUGAAAAGUCCGACCAGAGGAACCCUGUCGACAGACUGCUGCACAAGGGCUCUGAGCUGACAAGCCCCGAGAAGCGCAUGACGGUCGAGGAGUGGAUUUAUCACAACGCAGACCAGGCAGAGGCGAAGUUGCGCCAGGAGUGCGAGGCGAUGGUCAGCAAGUUCGAGAGCGAGGGGAGCAAAGCUAUGAAUGUUUUGGAGGGUUUGAUUGUGGACUAAAUACUUGCAUAGCGUAGUGCCGUUGGGGAGCUUCCUUUUAGGUUUCUAGUGAUUGGUUUAAUGAUCAUGAUACAAUAACAGACACAUCAGUCAGUGUACAGGCGCUUCCGGAGUAGAGAGAGAGUGGUUGGGCUAACCAACGGUUGUUGAACGACGAGUCAACCAGGCCAGCGGAGUGGGAAGGGGGGGUAAGACAAAGCAAGGAGACUCGAGGGAGUCUAGAGUAUGCUUCCUCAAACAUUCAAGAUAGGAAGAUGGGAAACAUUGAGCGGCAUAUUGUUCAGACAGGCAAUGGCAUUAUUAUUAUUAUUCGACUUAUAAAUAAUGAGGG